AUGGGCCAACAUCAAAAGGAAAACAGCGCGGGCAGCACGGGGAAAACGUGGGAGGAGGGCGCUUUUCUACUGAAGUUUGUCUUCCAAAAGUCUCGAGUAGCUGAGCUAUAUCUAUCUCUCCUCUCCAAGCUAUCUGGCUUGUCCAAUAAUGUUCAAGUGGGUAAUACGCGAGCGAAGGCGCUUGGACAAGAAUCGUGGUCAUAUGAAUUUCUUCUUCAAAUCAAACUCCAAACCAAACUCCUGAAGAAGAAGAAGAAGAAGAAGAAGAAGAAGAAGAAGAAGAAGAAGAAGACGGGAAAUGAAGAAAUGAAGAAAUGA
This is a messenger RNA of Blastomyces gilchristii SLH14081, 318 nucleotides long. RefSeq lists its product as uncharacterized. The transcript has 2 exons. The coding region runs from base 1 to 318 and encodes 105 amino acids. The record is from RefSeq and is a predicted model, not a curated record. NCBI's taxonomy places the organism in Eukaryota, Fungi, Ascomycota, Eurotiomycetes, Onygenales, Ajellomycetaceae.